Molecule: messenger RNA, 1100 nt
Organism: Mangifera indica (mango)
Lineage: Eukaryota; Viridiplantae; Streptophyta; Magnoliopsida; Sapindales; Anacardiaceae
Product: cysteine-rich repeat secretory protein 38-like
Exons: 3
Coding region: 27-923 (298 amino acids)
Source: RefSeq, a predicted model, not a curated record
UUGAGCACGGGUUAGAAAUUACAAUCAUGGCUUCUUCUUCUAGAUUGCGAUUCUUUCUUUCCUUGUAUUUCUUCUACUAUUUCUAUCUUACCAUUGCUCUAGAAUCUCUGUACCAUGACUGUUAUGUCAACAACGGUAAUUACACCACCAAUAGUACUUACCAAGCAAACCUCAACCGCCUUCUGAAGUCCCUCACAUACACCAUCCCCACAUACCAUGGAUUCUACAAUUCCUCUUAUGGGAAAAAUCCUAACAGAGUUUAUGCAAGUGCAAUCUGCAGACCGGACAUGAAUCCGAAAAGUUGCCGAGAUUGUGUAACUUUCGCCACUCGGAACCUGACACUUCUCUGUCCCAACUUUAAAAUGGCAAUCGGCGGAUACGAUGAUGGAAGCUAUACUAAUUGUAUGUUGCGUUAUGCAUUUUAUGACUAUAUUGGCGUAAUGGAAAAUGCUCCUUAUUUUUUUGUGUAUUCGCUAAGUAACAUCACAGGAAAUUUUGAUAAGUUCAAUCAAACACGGCAGAGCUUGUUGCAGACGCUAAUAAGUGAAGCUGCAGCGCGGGGUCCUCUCAAGUAUGCUACUGGAAAAAAAUCAGUUUCAGAUACUGUAACAUUAUAUGGACUUGUUCAGUGCACUCCUGACUUAACAGAAAGUAAAUGCAAAGAGUGCCUCAAUGAUGCUAAUAAGCUUCUGCCAGAUUGUUGUGAAAAAAGGCAAGGCGGCAGAGUAAUUACCCCAAGCUGUAGUUUCAGAUACGAGACAAACAAAUUCUACAGGUCCUGUAGUUUCAGAUACGAGACAAACAAAUUCUACGAGUCUUCGAUUGAAGAACCUCCAGUCUCCUCUCCAACACCAUCAACCAAUACCACAACCCACCAAGGAAAGAAGAAGUUUAUUUUCGUCUCCACCUCCGGCGCCAACUAAUUCCGCAGCAUCGACAGAUUGCAGUUCCCUCGUUGCUUUUGCAGUAUUUGUCAUCUAGUUCGGGAAUUUUCUUUUAGUUAAAAAAAAAAAAAGCGGUGUUUCAAUUUCGUUUGCAGCAUGUAAAACGUGGUAUUAUGUUCUUACUGCAGAAAAAUGUCUAUCUAAAUAACGUUGAUG